AUGAAACUGUUCGUGUCGGUGUUGGUAAUCCUUUUGCUUUUCAUAAUCAGUGAGGUUACUUCAUAUACUUGUAAUGGAAUUCCUGGAACAGACAAUUCGACUUGUGGAGGGAAUAUUUGCUAUGGUGAAAACAGCUGCCUCUGUGUUGAUCUUUCAGAAAAAACAGGCCUCACUGAACAAUCACCAAUUCUCUAUGCAACUAAAGCAUUAACAUCUGCUGAUGGAAAGUUGACUUUAAUCUUGAACGAUGAUGGUAGUCUCAUUCAGAUAGGUCUCAGAACAAUGACUCGGUAUAGUUCUACUUUCGGCCCAGCAACUGAUGGUUAUAAGUUAGUGUUAACACAAACUGGUUCUCUUAAAUUGUACGACGGUAACACGGAAAAGGCAGAUUUGAAUCAACACAGGGAAGCCAUGAAAACUGGUGAGUGUGCUAGUCAGUCUCCACCUUUCAAAUUUGUUCUCCAAGUUGAUGGGAACAUGGUUCUUUAUUCUUUAGAAGGUGCUUGUUUAACUUUUCCUUUCCAUGGGUUUGGAAAGGAUACUUUUUUUCCUCCUGGCAGCUUGACAGAUUAUGGUGUACUUUGGGGUGGUUCAAAUUGUCAAACUCCAAAGUGUAAUGGUAUUGUGGCCACACAUCCAAAAGCAUGUCCUCAAUAUACCACAUGUGUUGCUCCAAACACUUGUCAAUAUCCAACAUGUAAUGGAAUUUCAGGUGACAACUCAACUGUUUGCUCAGGCCACGGAACAUGUACAGCCAUAGAUACUUGUAAAUGUGAAACAAAUUACUUUGGUGCAGAUUGUCAACUUUUUAAUUGUAGUGAUAUUUUGAAUACUGACCACAACGUUUGCUCAGGACAUGGAAGUUGUGUUGCUCCAAACAAUUGCUCCUGUUUAUCUGGAUACAGUGGUGCUGAUUGUAGUUUAUUCAAAUGUUAUGACAUUGCUCCAGGUAAUGCAUCAGUUUGUUCUGGUCAUGGUAGUUGCAUUGCUCCAAAUAAUUGUUCAUGCACCUAUGGAUACUAUGGUAGUAAUUGUAGUGAAUACGAAUGUUUUGGUACAUUAUUUACUUCUUCAUCAGUUUGUUCUUCUCAAGGAAUAUGUCUCUCACCAAAUAAUUGCUCAUGCUCAAACGAUUACUAUGGAAAUGAUUGUAGCCAAUUUGAUUGUUUUGGAACUGCCUCAAAAAGUGCAUCAGCAUGUUCUGUUCAUGGAACCUGUCUCUCACCAAAUAACUGCUCAUGCUUAGCUGGAUAUAGUGGAUCAGAUUGCAGUUCUUUCAAAUGUUUUGAUAUUUCACCAAGUAAUUCAUCAGCUUGCUCUGGAAAUGGCUAUUGUAUUGCACCAAAUAAUUGUUCAUGCACCUCUGGAUACUAUGGAAAUGAAUGUGCUGAGUUUGAUUGUUUUGGAACUGCCUCAACAAGUGGUUCAGUUUGUUUUGGACAUGGUGAUUGCAUCUCACCAAAUAAUUGCUCAUGCUCUAACGAACAUUACGGAAAUGACUGUGCUGAGUUUGAUUGUUUUGGAGCUGCCUCAACAAGUGGUUCAGUUUGUUCUAGUUAUGGUCGUUGUGUCUCACCAAAUAACUGUUCAUGCUUAGCUGGAUAUUAUGGAAAUGAUUGUAGUGAAUUUGAUUGUUACGAAACUGCCUCCACAAAUGCAUCAGCAUGUUCUGGACAUGGUGGUUGCAUCUCACCAAAUAAUUGUUCUUGUUUAGAUGGAUACUACGGAAAUGAUUGUAGUCAAUUUGAUUGUUACGAAACUGCCUCCACAAAUGCAUCAGCAUGUUCUGGACAUGGUGGUUGCAUCUCACCAAAUAAUUGUUCUUGUUUAGAUGGAUACUACGGGAAUGAUUGUAGUCAAUUUGAUUGUUAUGGAACUGCCUCAACAAGUGGUUCAGCAUGUUAUGGACAUGGUGGUUGCAUCUCCCCAAAUAAUUGCUCCUCAUGUUAUGGAAAAGGUAGAUGUGAUUUUUUCGAUCAUUGUUCUUGUCAAUCUGGAUAUUACGGAAGUCAUUGUGCUCAAUUCACUUGUGGUGGCAUUUCUUCCAAUGCUUCAUCUGUUUGUUCUGGACAUGGUCAAUGUACAGAUUUGAAUAUUUGUGUCUGUGAUAACAUAGCUGGCAAAGGUUAUUGGACUGGUGCAGAUUGUUCAGCAUGUGUUUCUCCUUAUUUAGGAGCUAUGUGUAAUAGUUUGGUUAAAUGUAAUGCCUCAACUACUUGUAGUGGAAAUGGUUAUUGUAAUGAGCUUGAACAAUGUACUUGUUAUGCAGAUAACAAGAAAGGUUUCUGGAAGGGUGAAUCUUGUUCUACCUGUGCAGAUGGAGUUUAUGGUGAAUUGUGUUCAACAAAGAUUAUUGGACCAGUUCUUUUUAUGGAUGAUUUGACUGGUUUGACAUUUAAGGUUAUUGCACCUGCAUCUUAUUCUUCUUUAUAUACUAAUAGUAUGAUUCUUGAUUGUAACAAGUUGUUGAAGAGUAUUGAUCUUCUUGGAACUAAUCCAAAAUGUUACUGGUCUAACAAGGAAACGUUUGAAUUCUCAAUUGAACUUAACACGGACUACAAAUUGAAGGCAGGUGAUAGUAUCUCUUUGAAUAAUUUAUACUUUGAAUCAAAUAAUGUCAAUGCUCAAUAUUUGGCAUUUACUGUCCAAGGUGCUUUAUCACCAAAGAGUCCGAUUGCCACAAUAUCUGGAGCUAAGGACACUUAUGGAAGUUGUGAAGAUGUUUUAAUUGAUGCUUCUGAAAGUUAUUCCCCUGAUAGAAAGACAUUGAAUUUCAAAUGGACUGUAUUGUCAUCACCAAAUAAGGUAGAACUUCAAAAGUUAUUGGAUUCUACUCUUGCUUCCCCAAGUAAAUUGAAUAUUAGCUAUUCUGGUAUGAAUGCUGGUGUUCAUCAAUUUGAAUUGGCUGUAACUAGUCAAGUUUAUUCAUUGGUUGAUAAGAUUCAAUUCAGUUUCACCAAACUUACCUAUGCUGUUCCAGUUGUUUCCAUUGAUGGCUUAUAUAAAAGUAGUUCAGUUACUGUCAAGACUAGUGACGUUCCAAUUUCAUUCAAGAAGAAGCUGUCCAUUCCAAUAUGCAUGGAAUCUGCUGCAAAUAUUGAUUACACAUGGACACAAAUCAGUGGUCCUCAAGUAGAAUUCACAGUUGAUUCAUUCAAGAAUUUAAAGAUUACCAAUUUCAAUACCAUUGAAACAAGACAAUAUGUUUUCAAAGUCUCUGCUUUCGAUACUUCUAAUGUUAACAAAUUUUCAACAGCUCUUGUCACUAUCGACACUGUAGCUCAAGCACUCUCAAUGAACAUGUAUGUUUUAGAUUCUACUCCUCAAUACAGUACCAUUGGAAUUGAUUUCACUGAUCCAGAAUCUGAAAAUGUUCAACCAACUUAUUCUUGGACAUGUGUGGACACUGUUACUAAUACUGUUUGUCCAGUUGAUGUUGUUAAUUACUUGUCUCAAGGUUUUCUUGAACAAUACAAGAUUGAAAAGUCAAUGUUUGGUUCAGCAGAAAAUGUUAGAAUUAGCCUCACUAUUCGAAAGGGAAGUAGAUUUGUUCAAUCAUCAGUUGAUUUGAAUUUUCCACAACAAGCAGAACAUUUAAUCAUGCCACCUUUGAUCUCCGUUGUUCAAGUAUCUUCUUCAAAGGUUAAUAAGGGAGAUUAUGUCAAUAUUCAAUUGGUUGUCACUAUUAAUGGUGAUUUAAAUAUAGAUCAAUUCAUCUCAAGAACAUGGUUAUUGAAUGACAAGGCUAUUGAUGCUAUAUUAACAUCACCAAUGAGUAUCAGUUCAUCAUUGUCAAAUUCUCUAAUUUUGGAUACUCAAUAUUUGGAUGAAGGUAGUUCUAAUACCAUUUCAUUAACUAUCUUGGAUAAGAGAAAUAAUCAAAAGACAUCAUAUUCUUAUUCCUUCUCUGUUAACAGACCUCCAAAAGCAUGUAGUUGUGCCAUUAGUCCAACUUCUGGUAUUGCUUUGACCACAAUCUUUACUUUCAAUUGUGAAAAUUGUCAAAAUGAUAAGAAGACUUAUGCUUUCGAAUAUGGUUUUAUUGAUGAUUUCUCAGGUGCUUUAAUUACCUUAUCAAAGGAUGAAGAAUUGUACCAAAAACUUCCAACUCCAAAUUCUGGUAAUAAUCUUGAACUGUAUGUUAAGGUUAUUGAUACUGAAACAUCUGCAACAACUCUUUCCAAGAAAUCAGUUCAAAUUACAGCUCCAUAUGUAUCAAAGGUAAAGGAUAUCAAGGAGUACAUGACAAAAUGGAACGCCAUCACCUUAUUAUUACCAACUGGUGAUUAUGCUAGAUCUGUUUUCAAUUCUGCAAUCAUUUCAAGAGUCCUCAAGAGAAUGACAGAUUCUCUCGCCCCUAAAUCAAGAAGUGUAAAGAAAGAUUGUUCUGGACAUGGUUCAUUGGUUAAUGGAAAAUGUGUUUGUGAGGCUGAUUACACAACAUUUGACUGUAGAAUGACAAAGGAAGAUUAUGAAAUUUUGAAUGAAAUUACUCAAGAUUUGGCUACUGCUUUCUUUUCUUCCCAACAAGUCAAGAAUGAAAAUGGAGAAAAGAUAACUGGAAGGUUUUUUACUAACAUUAUGUUCGGUAUUGAAUCUAUGUUGAAGAGUUACGUUUCUGCUAAUGUCUAUAACAUGAGUAUGAAUAUUAUCAAGUCAACCUUGAAUGAUGCUGAAAACACUCCAUUAUUCCAAUUUGAAGUUGGUGUUGAAAGGUUGUUGCUUUCGUCCCUCAAUUCCAUGCAUUCUUAUUUAAAGACUUUGCCUUCGUAUGACUAUUCAGAAUUGAUGGAAAGUUGUCACAUGGUGGUUUCAUUACUUUCAAGAAAGGUUCUUGUUGGUCAAUCAUCUUUCAAGUUUGAACCUAAUUUUGCAGUUCAUCAAUUCAACAAGCAAUUUAAGAAUACUUUUGAUUCACAAGUUUUGACAGAAAGUCAAACUUCAUUAACUCUUCCUUCAACUGUUUCUCAAAGGUUACAAAGUGUCUCUCUCAGAAAGCCAGUCAAUUACAUUUGGAUGAUUAUUAAGGAUGUUUCUCAAUAUGUAACUCCUCAACAAGAAGGUACAACUAAUACUAUUGUCUCUGAUUUAUCUGAAAUUAAAUUCUCAACAUCUAUUACAAACUAUUCCUCUCCAAUAACUCAUUCCUUGCCACUUACACAAACUUUUAAUGAUAAGGCAACUUAUUCGUGCAUUCAAGUUACAAAUGGUCAAGUCAUUGAUGCUUCUUCAUGUAAAUUCUCCUUCAAUUCUAAUUCUGGCCAAUGUGAAUGUUCAGAAAAUGUUAGAGUUGGUAUUUUAUCAUCUGUUCCAAUUGAAAAACAAGUUAAUCCUGAAACUCCAAAGGGAAUCUCUGAGUUAUUCUGGAUUUUGUGGGCUUUUUUGAUUAUUUGCUUUAUCAUUAUUGCCUUUAUUGUAUUGGGAAUUUUUGGUUAUUGUGUUGUUAAGAGAAUGAAACCAGAAACUACAAAUUCCUCAAAACAAGGAGUUGAAAUGAAGUCUGUUUAA
Naegleria gruberi is the source of this 5508-nucleotide messenger RNA. RefSeq lists its product as uncharacterized. The record is from RefSeq and is a predicted model, not a curated record. The transcript is spliced from 3 exons. Lineage: Eukaryota; Heterolobosea; Eutetramitea; Acrasida; Naegleriidae. The coding region runs from base 1 to 5508 and encodes 1835 amino acids.